AUGUCUCCUGAUGAGUCCUGGUCGCCAGCUGAAGAUGACAGCCAAGCAUCAAAACUAGCAAGGAAAUCCAGAGAUGCCCCCUUUGUUCCCAUAGGUGAGUUGAACCCUUCAGCACUUUCGUGGUACAGUGGGUAGAGUGUUUGGACUUGCUGCGGAGAGACCUGUCAGAGUUUGAAUCCCCACUCAGCAGUCUGUCUCCCUGGAUGAUCAGUCACACACAAACUCAGCCUAAUUUACCUUGCAGCCUUGUUGUGAGGGUAAAGGUAAAGGGACCCCUGACCAUUAGGUCCAGUCAUGGCCGACUCUGGGGUUGUGGCGCUUAUCUCGCUUUAUUGGCCGAGGGAGCCGGCGUACAGCUUCCAGGUCAUGUGGCCAGCAUGACUAAGCCGCUUCUGGCGAACCAGAGCAGCGCACGGAAAUGCUGUUUACCUUCGCACCGGAGAGGUACCUAUUUAUCUACUUGCACUUUGACGUGCUUUCGAACUGCUAGGUUGGCAGGAGCAGGGACCAAGCAACGGGAGCUCACCCCGUCAUGGGGAUUCGAACCACCGACCUUCUGAUCGGCAAGUCCCAGGCUCUGUGGUUUAACCCACAGUGCCAUCCGCGUCCCGUUGUAAGGGUAUAUACACCCUAAUGUAUGCCAUCUGCAGCUCUUUAGAAUAAGGGUGGGAUAUAACCGCUCCGGCAGGAAGAUAAACGGCGUUUCCGUGUGCUGCUCUGGUUUGCCAGAAGCGGCUUAGUCAUGCUGGCCACAUGACCCGGAAACUGUCUGUGGACAAACACCGGCUCCCUCGGCCAGUAAAGUGAGAUGAGCGCCGCAACCCCAAAGUCGUCCACGACUGGACUUAACGGUCAAGGGUCCCUUUACCUUUACCUUUUAUAACUCUGAGAACUCAAUAAAUUGGUGGUGGUGGUCAGUCUCUGGGUUAUGGCUUCAGAUGCUAUUGUGCCAAUAAUAACGAUAUAGCUAAGAGGGAUAUGGAGAUAGUCACUCCAGUCAGUGACUAAAUUCCAUCUGCUAUAUCUGUUUCCUAUAUCUGUUGAGUUGCUAACUCUUGCUCUGUUUUGCUGCAGUUUUUUAUUAUAUUGCUGCUUUUUGCAGUUUGAUGUAAAUGUGGGAUACCCCCCUCUGUGUUUGCUUAAUGGUUUUCUUCUAGUUUUGCUGUAUGUUAUGUACAGAUUAGUCUGCGUUGCUGGAGCAGAAGAAGAGUUCAUUUUCAAGAACAGAGUGGUGCAGGUAGAAUGCCAUAGGAAUGUCCAGGCUUGUGUGUGAGGCAGUGUGUGUUCAGAGUCAUAUUUAUAUAGCUCUCUGCUGCCUUGGUGACCAUCCAUAAGGUGGCACACCUCAGAUUGGAAACUGGAGAACUGAGUGGUCUUCAAGAAUAUAGAAGUUGGUAUAAGAAACAGGCAGGAAACACAUUGUGGCUCCAUAUUCCAUUCCAUAGACUUAAUACCAUCCUUUUUAAAAAGUCUGUAUUUUAAACAGACAAGUGAAUGACAUUUCUUUUUUUGCUAGUAGGAUUUCCUUUAAAAAAUAUGCCCACAUUGAGAGAGGGAAGCAUAAGCCUUGCAAACUGUCACAGUUUCACCCAUCAACCUUCAUUAGUCUUCCUUCCCAUUUAUCAGCUCCAGCUGAACUGCAUCAGACCAGGUGCCUUUCCAGAAUUUAAAGUGAUUUGUACAUGCAAUGCCCACGAACACAGGCUAAUUUGUAUGCACUGUUGCCAAUUAAGCUGGCUGCAAGGACAGUGCUUGCCUCCCGCAGACCAGGUUUGCAGUUAAAAGAUAAAAAAGAAAUGUCAUUAUAUUGAAUUUACGCAUCAAACACUAAGAAACAAAAAGAAAAAUUACAUCACCUGACAAAUCUCCCAAAACCAAACUGUUCAGGAGAUAAAGCUUAACACAUCUGGAUGUCACUUCAGAGCAAUAUUUUUUAUUAUUAUUUUGGAUUCAGGGAGAGUUGUUAUGGUUACAGUGAAUGGACCUGGGAAUCGAAAUCCUAGCCUUCACCCCAGAAAAUGAAACAUCCUGUUGGAACAAAAUGAGCUCUCACUUACCAAUCAUUGCUUUAAACAACAUUUUGAUUCAGAAGGGGGUCUGUUUUUAAAAUGUGUACACAACAUGGUUUGUUUACCACAUCUGCACCCAAUUCUUGGUCCAAGGAGCUGAGGGUGGCAUACAUGGGCUUCAUAUUCACAACCUUUCAAGCUGGGUAGGAUGAGAACUAGUGACUAACUCACUUAGCUUACAGGGACAUGAACCCAGCAGUGGGUUGAGCACUCUACCAGUUCAUCAGGGAGAAACCCAGGAAAGCAAACGGGCCUUGCAAAAUGACUAUGCGUGUGUGAUUUCAACUGACAAAGUAGGAAGGGUAUACCUCCUCUUUUGGCUCCUUGAGUCGGUCCAUUGCAUCAUCAUCAUUUUUUUAAAAAAAGUAUUAAAACCCAAUAGGGUGACAACCACUGCUUUAGAUGCCUUUAAGGGAGAGAUUCCUGCAUGAAUAGGAAUUGUUGAGACAAUGGGCGGGGCUGUUGGCUUCAUGUCCUGCUUGUAUCCUCCCCAAAGGCAUCUGGCUGGUCUCUGUUAGGAAGAGAAUGUUGAAUUACAUGGAGCCUUAACCUGAUCCAGCAAGGCAAUGUUGGUGCUCAGUGCUGAACUACACCCCUCUCUUUAAUAUCCAGGUCUGGCAGGCUGCUUUGCUGUAGUAGGCUAUGGGCUUUACAAGCUGAAACACAGAGGAAGCCAAAAAAUGUCAGUCCACCUCAUCCACAUGAGAGUUGCAGCCCAAAGCUUUGUUGUAGGUGCAAUAACAGUAGGUAAGAGAACAUGUUGUUGUGAUCAGUGCCGUUUUGUUAAGUAAUCUCUACGCUGUCCAGUUUAGCUUCUGAGGCCAUCUCUCUCUCCUCCCCCCCCCAAAAACCCCACACCAAGCCAAGAGUCAGAGGUUCCCCACCACACCCACCUGUCAAUCAGCUGGUAGGUGAGGUUCAAUCCUGCUGGGUGCUGCUUUUCUAGUGUGUUUCCUGCAGGGAAUGUGCUAGGAAAGCAGAACUCUUCCCCCUCGCCGCAGUUGGGCACAGCCACCCAUCUGUUAAUCACCUGAUUGCCAUCAUGGUGUCAGAUGAUUGACAGAUGGGUCGGCCCACUCGCCUGUCAACAUUGGCUGAUGGGGUGAGUAAAGAUCUGGCUCAUGGGGCCGGAAACGUUCCCCAGCAGGCUGUAGUGAGUAAACAGGCAGCCCUGUAGUUUUUGAUUCAAAGCCCUAAGCUUUUGUUCUUGAGUCAUCACCAGGCAACAGAUCCAUUUACCUGUGCUAAGACAGCAAACGUGACCUUAUUUCUGUUCAAUACAGCAGUUGCUGGGUGAUAUUAAAGCAGCCAUUGCUAACUAAUAUAUCUGCUUUCUUUUGUUAGGAGUUUUAUAUUCCAUGUAUACAGAUUACAUGAAACGUUCGGGCACCAGUGGACCGAACAAAUGA
Podarcis lilfordi (Lilford's wall lizard) is the source of this 3478-nucleotide messenger RNA. NCBI's taxonomy places the organism in Eukaryota, Metazoa, Chordata, Lepidosauria, Squamata, Lacertidae. The record is from the annotation of a GenBank genome assembly.